AUGGAGAUGUCCUCGCCGCUCGCCGCCAUGCACCCACCGCCAAUCCCUGGUCCCUGGGGCUACCGUCGCGAUCUACCCUCGAAGCCUUUGUUUGGAGCACACAGUUUGGGACCGAAGAGCUUCAACUUCCGGGACAUGAGCAUGAAGAAGCCGAGCAUGGACUACUUCGCUUUGCAGCCCAUGGGCCGCGGUUCGUCGCCAACGGCGAGCCUCGCCGCCGACAUGUCCUCGAACCUGCACGUCGACCAGAGCCCUCAGUUCGCCACGCCGCGCCGCUCGCUCUUCACAUCAAACCUGUUUCACCAGAUCGACUCUCAAGCAGAGGGAGCCACGACCCCGCCCGUCCGAUGGGAAGGCGUGACUACUCCGCCAAUUCCCUCCUCGUCGCCCUGCUUCGUCCCUGACUCCAUGGAUAUCUCUCCUCUGCCUCACAAAGCCCCAUUCAGCUUCAACGAGCGCUCCAUCCCGCUGCCGUCCCCAUCCCCAGAGACCACACCGAGCACAGACGACGACGAAAUGCUUUCGCCUUGCGACCUGCCCACUCCACCAAAGUUCCCCACCGCGAUGCUCGAGGUUCCCCGGCCCCUGUCUGCUGCCGAUCGACGAAAGUCUAUCCUUCUGAGACCAUCUCUUUCCCGCACCAAGAACUACUCCACUAACACAGUAUCCUUCAAGCAACAGGAGAACAACAACCCGCUGCCUCCCUUCCAGUUUGGUGCCGGGGUUGACAGCUUGUCCAACGCCUCAUCAUUGUCGUUAGACGAGUGCUUCACUGCCUCACCGCCACAGGAACGCCGCCCCGGCUCCAAUGGUUCGCUCUUUGCAUCGAAACCUAAAGCUUUCAACCUCAACUCAAGUGCUGCCUCUCGUGCCAACGGAUCCCCUCUCGCUGCUAUUCGCAAGCCUGCUGGGCCUCCCUCGCGGACUCGACCGAGCAAAUUUCGCCGUUCUCUGAGCAUGUUUGAACACCCUGGUGACGUGAUGAACGCGAAGCAGGAUCAGGAGAACUACCAGCCGAGUGGUCUUCAGUCUGUUAUGGAUGUCGAUGAUACCCCCUCGCUCAAGCUUCCUCACUUUAUGCCCACCGAGGCUGAGAGCUUACCACGCAUUUCCCACUCCACACUGGUUCAAGUUCUCGAUGGAGAGUAUGACCAACACUAUAACCACAAGGUCAUCAUUGAUUGUCGCUUUGAGUAUGAGUACAAGGGUGGCCACAUUGAGGGCGCAUUGAACUUCUGUGAUAAAGAGAAGCUUGCCGAGCGUCUUUUCCAGGCUCCAACAAGUGAGAAGACUCUACUGAUCUUGCACUGUGAAUACUCUGCACAUCGUGCCCCCCUCAUGGCUAAAUUCGUACGGUCACAGGACCGCAAGGAGAAUGCUCACCGCUACCCUCUCUUGUCGUUCCCUGAAGUGUACAUCCUUGACGGUGGCUACAGCUCUUUCUACCAUGCACACUCCACUCGUUGCUUCCCGCAGAAUUACCUCCGCAUGGAUGCUAAGGAACACGAGCAGUCUUGCGAACGUGGUUUGAACAAGCUCCGUCAACGCACAAAGCUUAGCCGCGCGCAGACAUUUGCAUUCGGGCAGCAGUCUUGCCAGAUGGAAGACAGCCCUACUGCAGUCGGCCGGUCAAAAAGUGGAGGCAUCUUCAUGCUCGGCGAUGAUGCAUUCAACACAGGACGAAUAGGCGCCUCGCGUCGCAUGGCAUCCUAUUGA
Messenger RNA from Parastagonospora nodorum SN15, 1716 nucleotides. RefSeq lists its product as hypothetical. NCBI's taxonomy places the organism in Eukaryota, Fungi, Ascomycota, Dothideomycetes, Pleosporales, Phaeosphaeriaceae. The record is from RefSeq and is a predicted model, not a curated record. Gene Ontology annotation, biological process: positive regulation of G2/M transition of mitotic cell cycle; G2/M transition of mitotic cell cycle; positive regulation of G2/MI transition of meiotic cell cycle. Bases 1 to 1716 code for a protein of 571 amino acids. Gene Ontology annotation, cellular component: cytoplasm; nucleus. Gene Ontology annotation, molecular function: protein tyrosine phosphatase activity. The transcript is spliced from 5 exons.